AUGGCAGAGCUGCUGCUCGGCCAGCUCGGCCUCGAAGCAGCGCUCAGCAGCGCCGCUCGCGGCGCCGCGGGCGCCCGGCCGCUGGCGGCGAUGGCCCCAAGGACUGUCCUCAUCAUGGAUACGGUCACGAGCAAGUUUGGAUCAGAUCCCCCCGCCAGCGAAUUGAAAUACAUAUUCCUGCGUGCCAGGUUGUCCACGGCAGAGGAGCUAAGGGCACUUUCAGAGACUGCGUCCAUCGCAGACAUGGUCAAUGAAUUGUCUACGUAUUGGCGUGAUCUUCAUAAUCCAGACGCUCAUUGCCCCCCAGGCGUCAGGGCAGCAUUGUCGAUGGUGGUGAAGGCGAUCUGCCCCGUCCCGGCGCCCGUGGCACCCGAGCGGCCAGGAGAGGCGUCAGCCCCAGCAGGUGUCCAGAACCAGUUGCGCCUAUUGCAGGCGGCAUUGACGCUCAGCAGCGGGUCCGCGAUGUCUGUCCUUGAGGAAGAGACCAAGGGCGACCUUGGCCGUCUCAUCGAGGCGCCAGGCCUCGGCGAGCCCGCGCUGCGCGCCUACCCCGCGACCAAGCAACUGCAGUUACGCGACGCCGCCGCGAAGCUCGGCAAGCCCCUGCCGCAUGAGGACUCCAUCGAGGGGCUCGAAAAGUCCAGGUCCUGGACGGAGGGCCGGGCCUCUGCGGAAUGGGUCGUAGCCUUCAUUCGCUACUCUUGUGCUGGCUUACUGCACGGUCGCAUCGCAGUCGCGUCGGUGUUGAAUCGCAUCGACAAGGUCGCGCGGCUGGCGGCGGACACUGCCAGCCCGGCUUCGCAGGCUGAGAAGAACGCCCCCGCCUACGACCAGCUGGUCAGGAGCGCCGCUUGGGCUGCAGCCAAGCGCAAGGCCGACCCAGCGGCCUUUGAAACAACUAUGUCCGGCGACAAGCAGGACUUGGUCACGCAGACAAAGGAGGAAGCGAAGGAUGUCAAGCUCCACGCCCCGGGCGCGAGCACGAGGGCCCAGCGGAAGCCGGGUGCGGCCCACUUCUGCUUCAGGCAUUUCUCCGGCAAGUGCGACAUGCGCGAUCGCGGCAAGACGUGCGUCUUCCACUACGAAUGCCCGUUCUGCGCCAAGACGCAGGAGGGCUGCCUAGCGAACCACAUCAAGCCGCUCGGCCUGGAGCUGAUCAAGACCAGGGACAAACGUGCCCUCGAGGAGCGCGCCGGCGGCAAGGGCGCAACCACAGGCGGGCACCCGUGGUCGCGCGGACGCGGUGCUGAGGACCGGGCCGACGGCGGGCGGGCGGAGCGCAGGCGCUCCCGCUCCCGCAGCCGCGGGCUCGCGCCGGCCAAGCGCGAGUACUGGGGGUGCCCAGCUGCCGGGGGGCCCCCGCUGGCGGCCGGGGCCCGCCCCGCGGCGGUUGGGAAGACGCCCGGGCCCGCUGCCGUCGCUUCGCCUGCCGAGCCAGCAGACCGCGAGGCGACGUUGGCGUGGGCUCAGUCAGCGCCCUUCGCGCUCCUGGAGCCAGGCUGCAAUUGGGAGCAAUCGCUCUGCGAUGCUAUGUCGCUCAGGGCCAAGCUUGGCGCGGGCUUGUCUGAUUCCCAGCAGCAGCAGUGGCGCAAGCUCGCCAGCUGGAAACAGCACUUCCACGCCACCGGCGAGCAGGCGCAGUGGGCAAGCAGCAUGCCCGCGAGCGUCAGGCAGGUCUGCGGCCACCUGCAGGGCCCGCUCCUCAGGGCCGCCUUGAGAGCGGCCCGCCACGACGACGCCGGCUUUGUCGAUGACCUGCACGGCGGGUUCCCGGCGAUCGGGCGCAUCCCCCCGAGCGGCACCUGGUCGCCGCGCGCGGAGCAGCCCGCCGACGAGCUCAGCGACCUCUUGCAGGCAACCAGAGAGCGUCAAGGCGCUGGCCGCGUCUCCCUGGCAACUGCGCACCAGGGCGAGCUGUGGUCGGCGGUCGCCGCGCAAGCCGCGCGCGGGCGCUUCGAGGUUGUCCGGGGCUCUGGGCUCUCAGACCUGGUGCGCCGAGUCCGGUAUCAGCUUGGCGAUUUCGUCGACCAGCUAUACUUCGGCGUCGAGCAGGGCGGCAACGUCCGCGGCUGCCAAGGAUCUCGCGCUUCUGGCGUGGCUGCCCCCACCCAGCUGAACGAGAAGAUGCACAUGAUGGGCAUCGACGGCGUCACCGCGUUGGCCCGGGCAGGCGCGAGCGUCCACCCGCAGGAGCAGCUCAACUUGGCCAAAGUUGACUGGAAGAAGAUGUUCCACCAGGCGGGCUUGCUCCCCGAGCAUCGCCGGUUCUUCGUCUCCUUCGUGCUCGACACGGAUAAGGGCGAGCUGGUCGCAGUCAUUCCCAAUUGUAUGACAUUCGGCGGCCGCGCCCAUCCACAGCAAUGUUCGCGUAUGCCGCGGGCAGUCGCGACGGUGGCCCGCCGUGUCUUCGGGCUGCUUUGCGACCACCACGUAGACGACGUGGUCGGGUGCGCUCCCCAGAGCCUGGCCGCUAACGAAUUCCGGCUGCUGUGCGACCUGCACGAGCUCUUUGGCUUCGAGGUCGCUGGGGCCGGGGACCCGGAGGACAAGUUCUUCGAGCCGAGGCGCGGCGGCGUGCUUCUGGGGGCCGCCUUCCACCUGCCACCGCCGCGCGGCAUGGCGGACGACGUUCUCGUGGAGUGGUCGAUCCCCGCACGGAAGGCCACCGCAUACGCGACCGAGUUGUCGCAGGCGCGAGAUAAGUGCACCCCGGGCGCGGCGUCCAAGCUGGGGGGGCGCCUCAUUUGGGCCUUCUCCUUGGUGUGGGGCAAGGCAGGUGGCAUCUUCCUCCGGGCUAUCUACGACCAAGCCCACGGGUCGACGUCGCGGACGGAUCGCCGCUUCCGGAUGUCAGUCGACGGCCUGCGCGAGAUGCUCAGCGCGCCGGGGCCCGGGCAGUUUUCCAGGCCGCCGCGCGGCACUGAGGCGUUGGGGGCCAUCUUCCUGGACGCGCGGCAGCCAGUCGCCGAGUUCUUCGUCGCGCCCCAGCGCAUCAACGAGGCCGAGACCCUCUGGAUCUGGCUUGCUUUUCGGACGUGGGGCCGCCAUCUGGAAGGCGCAGACGUCACCGUCGUCGUGGACAGCUCCGCGGCGGAGGGCGUCAUCCGCAAGGGCAUGAGCGGAUCGGCCACGCUAUGCUGCCUGAGCGCAGAGGUGUGGCGAGACGCCCGCCUGCGAGGCGCGCGCCUCUGGGUGGCCCGCGUCCCGUCCGAGGCGAAUCCGGCAGAUCCGCUGGGCCGUUUGAUCGUCCAGCCGGCUCUGGCGCGCGGCUGGCGCCAGGUGUCCGCGGACGCGCCGACGCAGUGGCAUUUCGAUCCCCGCCUGCGGGGCCGGUGA
Messenger RNA from Prorocentrum cordatum, 3336 nucleotides. NCBI's taxonomy places the organism in Eukaryota, Dinophyceae, Prorocentrales, Prorocentraceae. The record is from the annotation of a GenBank genome assembly.